Babjeviella inositovora NRRL Y-12698 is the source of this 1524-nucleotide messenger RNA. RefSeq lists its product as uncharacterized. Lineage: Eukaryota; Fungi; Ascomycota; Pichiomycetes; Serinales. The record is from RefSeq and is a predicted model, not a curated record. The transcript has a single exon. The coding region runs from base 1 to 1524 and encodes 507 amino acids.
AUGCCUCUCUUUACAAGAAGGUCACUGGCCCACCGAUCCAGAACCCAGGACUACGAAAACGCCCCUUCUGCUCAACCUUCCUCCCAAAAUAGGCUGUCUACGGUACGGAUUCCCCAACGGAACGCCCCAGAAGGUCAGACCCGAGAAAGAGGCGAUGGUCAUCUGCUACGUCGUACCACCAGCGACGAGACGCUUACCACCCUAGUCAAUACCAUCAACGAUACAGAGUUUCUCCACAACGGGGCCGAUGUGCGUAACCAAGAUGAAUAUGCACACCUGGUGCAGCGGUUAGUUAGAUCCAACUCCAGCCCCCCUCCAAACGAUACGGAAUCUAUCUUCGCUACCCGGUCUAUUGCUUCUAUCGAAACGGUCACGGAUAAGUACUUUAAUGAGCCUGCCACACACUUCACAGCCAAGCGACAGCUCCCCAUUGCGUCGGGGUUUAUGAAAAACGGUGUGCUCAUUUUCCCCCUGGAAACAUCGUUGCAGAUCCAUCGCUUUUGCAAGCAAAACUUGAACAAUAGCCGAUUUCUCGCGAAUCUCAUCGAUGGAAUGCGAAACCAGGGACUUGGACUCCCGAUUCUUCAAACUCAUUCACCGAUCCUAGGGGGUGUUUUUAAGAAAAAUGCGCCCUUUAUGGUCAUUUACAGGUUCUUACCCCCGGUUGGGACCGAUCAUUUUAAUCCCAACACCCCGCCUUCGCUCAAUACCUGCUCCACCGAAAAGUAUGAGUAUGUCAAGGUCUACUAUAAACACUUGAACAACCGGGUUUCAGGAUAUGCGUUACACUUCAUUCCAGACCCUCAGUUCCCAGAUCAGGGAUUUGAGGUGAUCAUGUUAAACAACACCGUCAAAGCGUGCACGGAUUGCUACGUUAAGGGCACGAAACUCCGGUUCUUGGGAACAACCUCGUCCAAUUCCACGUUCGGGUCCAGUUCCAUCAAGAUGCUAGUGGUGGACGAUGAGGUGCCGAUCCUCAACGACUAUUACAGCGAGAAGAAGGACAAGGAAAAGCGGAAGUUUGAGAUUGCCAAAGGCUGUCCCUUACUAAACAACUAUUUGCUGAACCCACUACGUAAUUUUUUCAAUGGCCUUCAAGGGAACCACCGACAACCGUUCCGAGUAUUUGGCAAAUGGGAUGAUUCUUCAGACUCGUCGUAUGCCAAGCACCAGGCGUCCAUGGGGAGUGUGGUGCUCAAUAAAGUGGCCAAACACGGAGAUAUUUCGUUUUUUGAAAACCCCAACCCUCCCCAUGACAAGGAUGAAGCCUUUCGCCAACAACUCGAAGAAAGGCUCAUAUCCCUUACCAAGACCGCUAGCUGGCCUACUAUGAUGACUUUUGAAGAUACCAUAUUUUCCGUUUCCCAGAAUGAGAAUUCCCUUAUCUUAACGUGUCUUUUAUUAGUGUUGCAAGACCAAGAAAAGAGAAAGUAUCAAGCGAGCAGACGCCUUCUAUAUUCUGGUACUGAGCAGCACGGGGGUGGUAGAAGGGCACCGAUUGCGAUGGCCGACGCUCUAUUUUAG